Puccinia graminis f. sp. tritici CRL 75-36-700-3 is the source of this 535-nucleotide messenger RNA. RefSeq lists its product as uncharacterized. The record is from RefSeq and is a predicted model, not a curated record. NCBI's taxonomy places the organism in Eukaryota, Fungi, Basidiomycota, Pucciniomycetes, Pucciniales, Pucciniaceae. The transcript is spliced from 2 exons. The coding region runs from base 34 to 489 and encodes 151 amino acids.
GGACGUAAGGCGCAUGAGCGCGAACGUAAGAUCAUGCUCUCCUCCAUCAGGAAAUUGAAAGUCGAAGUCGAAGAGGGUUGGAGUAGGAUGAUCAGACUCAAAGAAAAAUAUGAAGGACCUAGUUUCCCUCAGCUCGAAUCAGGCCGAAGUUCGGCGAGUAAGAUCUAUCAAACCGACGAGAGUUUCGAGAGCGUUUAUCGGCCGAGUUCGCGCCGAGUUUCCUUAGAACCCCCGUCCGAUCAUCAUCAGCAUCAUCAUCAACAUCAUCAUCAUCAUCCCGCGGGCGCCUCGACGAACUUGGGACGAAGGCCCUCCUCGGCUCAUUUAAAUUGCCCCGGUCAUCCUACUACUAUCAAUGGCCAUCCUGGAAACGAGCCCGCUUUGCUCAGGAAACCUUCCUCGAUCGCACCCAGACCCAGAUCCGCUUCUAUCCUUAAAAACCCCCUCGAUGGACCCAGCUCCAGAACUCGUCGCACUUCUUUUAGUUGAUCUUUUCUCGUUAUUAUAUAUUAACUUCUCCGCCCCCCCCACCCCC